ACAAUGCGGACCCUUUGCCUCUGCGUAGCUUUUUGUCUACUAGAUCGAGAUAGACGCGUAAAAUUUGAUACGGGAAUUAUUGUAUUAGAUUGUGCUUGCACGUGCGCAGCGUGACGAAUGCGAUAAUGUUCGACGCUGGCUCCGACGAACAAUCGCAUUCCACAUGAAUUAACCAUAAUGAAGACACGGUUAUGAACUCUAUGGUAAUUUUGCGCCUGCGGCGGUUCGAUUUGACGUAGCUGUUACGACUCCCAAUGGCUACAGUUUGCGGCUAAAUGGAGGGUGCUGCGAACUAACAGUAUCGGUAGCAGCCAAAAUUACGGUACGAUUGCAUUGAUAAAUUGUAAUGAAAGCCCAAAUCCGCUUACCGGCCGACCGGCUGCCCAUUUCCUGGGACAUUGCAUUUGACAAUGAACUAAUGCGAACCUAAUAUUGAAACUGGUAUUCCGUGAUGUAGGAAAACUAGACUAGGAACAUAAAUUUAUUUCACUCAAUGGUCCUAUUUUCCAUUUUAAAAUGUUCGUGUAUUUGUUGAUAGCAACGACGUAAUGCAAAUUGUAUGUACACCACCACGCGUCACAAAUGACGUCGCGUGCUCUCUCCAUAAAUCCCCCGAGGCCUAGGCUUUGCCGGAUAUCGCUUUCCUCAGCGAAACGCGCUAAUUGUUAAUCACAGAACUUCAAGUGAACGUCGAUAACGAAAAAAGAAAAAAGCACCUUAAGGCUUUCUACUUAACAACAGAUCAUUUUAGGUAAGUAAAAAAUAUGAAACAACGAGGUAGGUAUGUUUGUGCUUAAAGUAAUGUUUUAAGAAUCCUAUUCAGUCGGAAAAGUAUGUAAAUUAUGGCAAAUGCAGCAUUCAGGAAAUACGACGCUGACAAUCCACAAUUUGCAACAAAUAAUAAUCGGUUAGUCACGCAAAGACAUUUAAUUCAUGCCAAUCCUCAACAGCGCGCACCCCUCGGCAUGUCGGAAGCGUAGUCAUCGGUAGCGAGUGUCCUUGGCAGCACGACAUCAAUGAAAUUUUAUAUUCGGUCCACCAUAACCCAGUUAUCGUAAUAUGAGCGUUAAAAAAAGUUGCAAGUACGCCAUCCCUCAGUAACGAAACGGAGGGCGAAUGUACUCGUAGUACCAUUUGCCCGCCCGUCGCAACCGCACAACUAAAAACGGUAUCAAUUAAAUAAAGAAACAUGUGCCAUUGAAUGUGUAAUAAAUGUAUGCUCUACAAUGAGCUUAUUUGUUGACUUGCGGCACAUCAAAUCUUCAGUAUCAAACUUGUCAGAGAUGGUUGACAAAAUAUCGACAUCAGUAUGUAAAGAUAAAAUUCAAAAGGAACGCAAACAAAGUGUAGACUCAGCUCUGUACGGUAGUUCUAUAUACAAACCGACUACGUUGGGAUUUGGAGUGCGGUUUUCACAAAGUCAAGAAGAUAUAUUCAACGACACGCCUUCAUCUCGACUACGCAGUCACAUGUCUCUUCCGAAUUUAGGCAAAAAUGAAAAAACGUCUACACCGCGGACGAAGAUUGUGGAAAUAAACGGUGAAAAUAAUGCAAGUGGAAAUAAAAAUACUAUUCAAAUAUCUCCUGACAACAUCAACGACUGGAUUAUUGCAACUUUGAACAAACGUCCUCACUUCGAUGAUGGUGGACAAACGCACCCCGUAGAUUUUAUAGAAAGCAUCAAAUAUUAUAUUUCUGUGCUAAAUAUGGAUAAUGAUCGGAAAAUUAAUUUCAUUAUAUCGUGCCUCGAAGGUUUGCCGCUAAUGUGGGCGCGUUGCUUCAGAAACGAGUUUCAGGAUGUAGAAGAUUUUUAUGAAGCUUUUGAGCAAGAGUUUUGGGGUCCCGAUAGGCAAAAGUCUAUUCUUUGUGACAUGAAAUUAGGGAAAUAUGACGAAAAUAAAUCUCGAAUGACCAUGUCAGAAUAUUUUCUGUUUAAAGUGUCAAAUUACAAACAUUUAAGCCCGCCUCCGUCUGAUUUGGAGAUUGUUUAUUCAUUGGCUGCACAUUUCCCUUCUGUUGUGGAGUUGGAGCUUCGCCUGACACCGAAACCUACAUUACGGGAGGCAUACAGUUUGCUCCGUCGGAGGGAAGGCGAAGCGAAUGACUUUCUCCCUAAUUACUUGUACGAAAUGUGCGAAACGUUCCAGCGCGGCUCGCGAUCUGAAUCAGCACGACGUCCUGAAGAACAACCUUCUAGCAGCGGAGAUGAUAAAAAUAAACCUAAGAAAUAAUAUUCGCCACAGAAUAUUAAAACCCAAAAAUGUAACAUGUGUUUCCAAAUUUAGUUUACUUAAGUAACUAAGUUAUGUAUGCAGUUAACGUAAGAUAAAUGUAUUGUCAAUCGUUCUCUGGAAUUUGGCAGACGCUCUCUCCGCGUCUCGAUUUUAUUUCAGGUAGAAAAUAUGCAUAAUUAUUGUUGUAAUAAAGCAUUCCAAACCAAAGUUUGAACAAAGAAUAAGUGGUUAUAUCAACAUUGUCACAUGUUAUUAAAUAAAUAUUGAGUUAUUUAGUGAUUCUUUUUAUUUUAUUUUAAUUAAAUAGUUAGUAGAUUUCGAUGAUAAGUGUUAAGUAGUUAUCUAAUCCCAUAUAUUGUACUAACAUGAUACACGUGGAACGCAAGUGAAUUUCUUAUUACCAGAAUCACCACCACAAUAAUUAGUUAGGAUCAACAGUUCAUUAGGACCUCUGUAAAUAAUUUUUCAUACCAACGCUCGUACGGCGAAAUGCCUACUAGCAGCACCUUUUUGCUGCCGAGCAGUCCACAGUAGUACCUAUCUACUGCUGUGUUCCGCUCGCAAGGAUAUCUUUGCUGAUGUAUACGGUCACAACCUAGAGUAUACGCUUCACGGCCUCAGGUUAAUGGACAUUAAACACUUUAGUUUAAGUAGCACUUAGGAUUUUUUAUGUUCUUUAAUACGCUGCAAAUUGCUGUAGAUACCUACUAUUUAUUGGCGAUGGUUGUCCUUUAUCUGCGUUGUAUGCAGAGGCGUUUUUAACUCACGUAGCGCCCGGGUGCAAUAAUCACCCUCUAGCACUCUCUAGUACCUAGGCGUGCUGAGCACUGUUAAAGUGUAACUGUCUGGGUAGCAAACAUCUAAAUUCAGAUCCUUCUACUGUUUUAAUUUAUGAAGAAAUAUAAAUAUACAAAAAAAUAUAAUCAUUUUGAUUGAUAAGUAUGUAUGUAUCUAUCUACCGCGCCUGGGUGCAGUUUCACCUAAGUGAUGACCUAAGGGCACUCGGGCGCCCCUGAGAUCGCGGCGCCCGGGUGCAUUGCACUCCUUGCACCCAAGGUAAAGACGCGUCUGGUGGUAUGAAAAAAUCUUAUUUAUGUCGUGACAAAUAUAUUACGAGAGAAUAAUACUAAAGUCCGAACU
Molecule: messenger RNA, 3374 nt
Organism: Bicyclus anynana (squinting bush brown)
Lineage: Eukaryota; Metazoa; Arthropoda; Insecta; Lepidoptera; Nymphalidae
Exons: 2
Coding region: 1227-2231 (334 amino acids)
Source: RefSeq, a predicted model, not a curated record